AUGGCCGGCAACCAACGACUAAGAGGCCUUCCGGCCCAUCCCCCGGGCCCUACUUUCCUGAGCUACACGCCGAACGGACGAAAGCUGAUCACCGUCGGACUGAACAACGCCAUUCGCGUCUUCCAGACAGGCUCUGUUGAAGAACCUACCAACAUCGACAAUGCCCAAGAUUCGAACACGGCUGUGGCGGCUGCUAACGACUUCUUCGUCACCGGCUCCGAAGAUGGCACCGUCUGCAAAUACUCUCUCGAGACAAAUACGCUCGAAGAGGUCCUUGUCCGUUGCACACUACCAGUCCGUGAUAUUGCUCUGUCUCCAGACGGCAAUUGGGCAGCAGUGGCUAGCGAUGAACUGGUGGUCAAGGUUGUCAAUACCAAAGAUAUGACCCGCGUUAUCCACCUUAGGGAGCAACCACGCCCUGUCAAGCACGUAUCCUUCGACGUUAGCGGAUCUCUCUUGGCCGCUUCAUGCUCCGACGGCCAAAUCUACAUAUACUCGCUCAGCUCCGAAGAGCCGAGCCUGGUGAAGAAGGUAGACGGCUUGAUAAGGUCUCUGGAGACCGAUGCGGAGGCGAGCUCAAAGGUCCUUUGGCACCCAGAUGGGCGAGCUUUCGCAGCAGCCACUCCUACUCGAGAUAUUCAAGUGAUUUCAAGAAGCGGAUGGGAUCAUCAAAGAGCCUUCAAAUCUGGUCAUACCGGCGAUAUCACGGCGGCAGCGUGGUCGCCUAACGGCGGCCUUCUUGCAACUACUGGCCAGGACCGUAAACUCGCAAUCUGGGACACAAAGACUCAGCGUAUCAUCAAGACCUACGAUGACGCCCGGGCUACAAUUCUUGCCAUGGUAUGGCAUCCUGUCGAGAAUAUCCUGUCCUACACCAACAAUGACGGUGAACUCUUCAUCCACACUGAUUUCGUGCCGCCUGAGUACGCUCCAGUGCUAGACAAGGACUUGCAGGCCGCUCCAUUCAUUCAUGACCCUCUAGCAGAGACUACUGGCAAUGCCCGGCGUUUGCCUCUCAAUGGCUCCAAAGAUGCGCGUCAUGCUCGACGGGGCACACCGGAUUCGUUAGAUGAAAUUCUUGGGGAUGACGGGAUGUCUGAUGCGGACGGCUUCAUUGAGGAUGAUGAUGGGGCUGGUUACGCCGAAGAAAUCAACGGCCAUGGGAAGCGUGGACGGGUGGCUGAUGAUUUCGAUAUUCCGAGCGGAAAGCGAAGCAGAGACCAAGAGACGCACCACACGGUCACGGUUGAGUUCUACGACCGGGAGACUCACCGUGACUUCCAUUUCACCGACCCGUUCCUAUACGACAAGGCAUGCUUGAACGAAAGUGGCACCCUUUUCUCCUGCCAGCCAUCAAAGGACCAUCCUGCUAUGGUCUACUACCGACCGCACGAGACAUGGACAACGCGAACGGACUGGAGAACAGAGUUGCCUCCAGGGGAAAGCAUCACUGCCAUCUCACUCAGUGAGUCGUACGUGGUGGUACUAACGUCUACCGACUACGUCCGCGUAUACAGUCUUUUCGGUGUCCCAUUCCGCAUCUACCGGCAAAAAUCAUCGCCCGCCGUGACUUGUGCGAGCUGGCGAGAUUAUGUAAUGACUAUCGGCAAUGGUCCUGUUGGUGGUGACGGCACGACGCGCCUUUUGUACACGAUCGAAAACGUGAAGCGCGACGAGAUCUGCCAGAGCGAAGACAUUGUCGCACUUAGCGAGGGUGCCGAAUUACAGAGCGUCUUCUUCUCUGAUCAAGGCGAUCCAUGCAUCUACGAUACGACUGGUACGCUUCUGGUCCUCCAGCAUUGGCGUACACCUUCGCAGGCUCGCUGGGUGCCCCUACUCGACACCAAACUUCUAUCGCGCCUGGCUUCCGGCCGCAAAGAGGAAACAUACUGGCCCGUGGCCGUGGCAAACGAACGUUUUCACUGCAUCAUUCUCAAAGGAGGCGACAAGUAUCCCUACUUUCCACGCCCCUUGCUCACUGAUUUUGAAUUCCAAAUUCCACUCUAUGCACCCAAACCUCCCCGCCGCCAUACCAGUCCCGACGCCAUGGACGAGGACUCGGAAGAAACUUCCGGUCUUACCGAGACCCAGUCACUGGAAGAGCAGUUUGUCCGCAACUCGCUGCAAAUCUCGCUGCUUGAUGACCUCGUUGCUGCGACGCGCGCAACAACGGCACAGAAGCAGGCGCUAGCACGCCGUGAGCUCGACGUCGACAAGGCGCUGCUGCAGUUGCUGGCGGCCGAAUGUCGCGAGGGCGAGGAGCGCGGGAUGAAAGCGCUCGAGAUCGUCGGGCUGAUGCGCGAUCGCUCGGGCAAGAUGCUGGAUGCGGCGGCGAAGAUCGCGAGCAGAUUCGGGCGCGAUGUGCUGAGGGGUAAGAUUGAGGAGUUGGCGGAGAGGAGGCUGGUCGGGUUGGAUGACGAGGAUGAUUGA
Lasiodiplodia theobromae is the source of this 2430-nucleotide messenger RNA. Its product is annotated as Chromosome segregation protein. Gene Ontology annotation, cellular component: nuclear replication fork. The transcript has 7 exons. Lineage: Eukaryota; Fungi; Ascomycota; Dothideomycetes; Botryosphaeriales; Botryosphaeriaceae. Gene Ontology annotation, molecular function: protein binding; chromatin binding. The coding region runs from base 1 to 2430 and encodes 809 amino acids. The record is from RefSeq and is a predicted model, not a curated record. Gene Ontology annotation, biological process: DNA-templated DNA replication; DNA repair; mitotic cell cycle.